AUGUCCACACUUCCAAGAUGCUCAGUGCGUCAAGUUUCUGACAAUGUCCAUCUAGUGACUCAACUUGUUCCGCAAUGCGCGAAUCCGAAAGUUACCACUGCGGACCGAUCAAGACUACUCUUCUCGCUAGGUCGAGUCGACAAGUCGUUCCCUCAUCCAGAAUUACCCACCACUAAUUCGUUAACGCGAUACAUUUCCGGAUAUUUCACUGGAUUUUAUCCCCAUAUCCCUUUUACUCACGGCCCAACAUUCAAGCUUGCCUCAUGCUCGCCAGAACUGUGUCUAGCAAUGAUGGCGCUUGGUGCAAUAGACAGAUUCGAGUUCACUUCGGCAAUCAAGUUGUUUCAUCUUUCCAAGGCGCUUUUGUUCGAGGGCAAAGAGCAGAGGGCGCAUUCAGGGAUGCAAAAAGAAACCGAGUCACCGAAGGAGAAGCGCACAUCGCAAAUACGGUUAAUCGAUGAGGUGCGAUGUUUGCUCUGUCUCUCGCAAUUUGCAUCAUGGCAAAGUGAUCCAAGCAUCAGGAAUGAAGCAUGCUUCCUACAGAGUGUUCUGGGACAGUCUCUUCGAUUGAGCGGCCUAGAAGAGAGUGCUGAGGUUCAGGAAACGCUUGACUGGGAAGAAUGGGCAGAGAAAGAAUCAGAAAGACGCACAAAGCUAUUUGCAUUCUGCAGUCUUGGAGUCCAAAGCAUUGCUUAUGAUAUGCCCCCGUUGAUUUGGUGCGACGAGAUUAACCUAAGGUUGCCAUGCUCUUGUCCAGAGUGGACAGCGCCAGAUUCAACGACUUGGGGCCUCUUGAGAGAGACUGCAACGUAUCAACAGGGGCGGUUUCGCGACACCCUUAGCCAACUGAUAACCGGCACUAAAUCACCAGAUCAUAUGUUCGCUACUCCAUCGCCGGUGGGAAAUUAUGUGCUGAUGCACGGCCUGAUACAUAAGAUCCUGUGGACUCGAAGGUCUAUUUCUGACGAUAUAUCGCGCACUACCUCGAAAGACUUUCAGUCAACUCUGGAGUCGGCUUUACGACGAUGGACUCUUUUAUGGCAACAAACACCAGAAUCAAACCUGGAGCCAUUAGACCCCAAUGGGCCGUUACCUUUCACGUCAAGUACUUUAUUGAGUCUUGCGUACAUUCGAAACUGUUCUGAAGUGUUUCAGACGAAAAACAUCUUCACCUGGGCCCCAACCGAGAUUGCUCGUUUGCUUCAGACGUCCAUGCAAGUGGAUCGCAAAGAGAGCUCGCUUCUAGCAGCAUAUCAUGCAACUCAUUUGCUGAAUACCUUGGUCGGGCUCGGUGUCCAAUACUUCAAACAUAACCAAGCUGUCCUCUGGAGUGUUGAAGCCGCUCUGUGUGGCCUUGAUUGCUCGAUUUUCCUUGAAAAAUGGCUUCGAAAGGCACAGGACACGAUGCAUGAUUAUCCUUUGUCUGAUCAUGAAAUACGUCUUAUCUCUUGGAUUCAGGACGUUGUUUACGAAGGCCUCUCGUCAACUGAUGAUGAUUCUUUUUCCGGGAGUGCUCGACCUGCCCUUUUGCCAGAUCAGAUUAUCACUGUAUGGUCACAUAUCAUGCAGGGUAACUCUCCUUUCCCGUUUAUUAAGUUAAUAGGCCAAGUGCUCGUUGAGUACAAACGCCUUUCGACUCGCCAGUGA
Messenger RNA from Penicillium olsonii, 1647 nucleotides. NCBI's taxonomy places the organism in Eukaryota, Fungi, Ascomycota, Eurotiomycetes, Eurotiales, Aspergillaceae. The record is from the annotation of a GenBank genome assembly.